Debaryomyces hansenii CBS767 is the source of this 255-nucleotide messenger RNA. RefSeq lists its product as uncharacterized. The record is from RefSeq and is a predicted model, not a curated record. Bases 1 to 255 code for a protein of 84 amino acids. The transcript has a single exon. NCBI's taxonomy places the organism in Eukaryota, Fungi, Ascomycota, Pichiomycetes, Serinales, Debaryomycetaceae.
AUGCAAUUCAAAUCUGUUAUCGUCGCUUUCGCUGCUGUCUCCGCUGUUUCAGCUGCUUCUAACUCCACUGUCGGUGGUGCUUCCAACGGUACUGUUGGUGGUGCUUCCAACGGUACUGCUGGUGGUGCCUCUAACGGUACUGCUGGUGGUGCCUCUAACGGUUCUUCUGGUUCUACUGGUGAAUCCGGUGCUUCCAUCGUCGGUGCUGGUGUCGUUGGUGCUGUUGCUGCUGCUGGUGUCGCUUUAUUAUUCUAA